Molecule: messenger RNA, 771 nt
Organism: Culex pipiens pallens (northern house mosquito)
Lineage: Eukaryota; Metazoa; Arthropoda; Insecta; Diptera; Culicidae
Exons: 4
Coding region: 67-588 (173 amino acids)
Source: RefSeq, a predicted model, not a curated record
GCGAUCCGAGUUGGUCAGAAUUUUGUAAACCGUUGAAUUAAUUAAAACAGUGUCUUGGGAAACAGAAUGAGUUCAAAGGAAAGAUUUUGCACUUAUGGCUAUGUAUACGCCGCAAUUGGAAUUAUCUCUUCCGUUUUGCAUAUGAUGGGCAUGAAUUCGCACUAUGCAAUGGAAUCAAAAGAUGGACUUAUCAAUGAAGCUUAUCAUAUGCCAAGGUCUGUUGAAGUAUCUUCUGGCCUGUUUUCGUUAGUGUUUUUCAUCAUUCUUUUAGUCGGAAUUUACCAGAAAAACAUCACACUGGUCAAAAUAUUCAAGGUGGUCUUAGUGACAAGUGGCGUUUUAGGAUACAUUGUUCUAUUUUGUGGGUUUUUACUCGCAAUUGCGAACGUGAUAGAAGAUUCACAAAGACAUUUUGGUGCAAUUUUGCUACUGAUUUUGGUUAUCGCACUGGCCAUUUAUACAGCUUUCUUCAAACUGGUGCUGUGGAUUAUCAAUGGUUUGGUUGAUUACAUUGGGAAUCUCAAUGAGGAUGGAAAGGAAGCUGUAACGUUUAACGAGCAGAUAAAUGUUGGGUUUGAAAAAGUUUGAGUAGAUUCAAAUUAAAAAUCUACCCCUUUAAACAUUUAUGUUAGCAAUUUUUAUCGCAGAUUUCAUGUGAAAUUGUGAAUAAAAUAUAUGAAUAUUUUCCGUUAUCCGUAUCGGUUCAACUGCAAUCCAAAAAAAUUAAAAUAAAACUGUGCCAAGCAAAAAAAAUAACGAGCAUGAAACAAA